Molecule: messenger RNA, 1452 nt
Organism: Adineta steineri
Lineage: Eukaryota; Metazoa; Rotifera; Eurotatoria; Adinetida; Adinetidae
Source: the annotation of a GenBank genome assembly
AUGGCUAAAUCUCAAGUGAAUGAUUUGGUGUCCAAUGAUAGUAUUAAUAAUGAAAUUGAAGUGAGUGAUGAAUGUAAACAAUAUCAUGAAUUUCGUGUUGGUGCAUUGAAAAGUGAAUUUCAUAUUAAUAUUCAUGAAAAAAUUCCAAAUUGUCUUCGACCAGAGAAUGAUAGUUAUCAAUUAAGUAACAAAUUAGAUGCCAUGUGGAGAUACAGAUGGUCUACAUUUUAUCGACGUGGUUGUUCAAGUCCAAUAUUUUCACGAAUAAACAAGAUAAAUAAUACAUUAAUAAUCGAUUGUCCGUUAUCAAUGCAACCAAAAUAUGGUUUUUCAAAUCGAGCUUCAGUCUUUGAAGAUUAUAUUGAACCAGUUAGUUUGGGUGAUCAUGAAUGGGUUUAUGCUCAAUGUCAUUUACCAUUCUAUUCUGAACCAACUGUUCGUCUUCAUUUUCAUGCUCAACCAUUUUCAAAUAGAAAAUCGCUUAAAAAAAGUAAAAAAACAAAUGUUGUUUUUAUUCAAUUUGAUGCUCUUGGUCGACAAGGAUUCUAUAGAAGAAUGCCACGUUCUUAUCAACUUCUCACUUCCUAUAGGAAUGAUUCAUCAUCUUUUUCAUUGUCCGAAUUAUCAGGCGUUGAGGCAAUUGAAUUUUUUCAUUUGAAUGUAAAUGGAUUUAAUUCUGAACCAAAUAUGAAUAGAUUAUAUUGUGGAAUUGGUAAUUGUCAAACAACAUCACUUUUAAAUUUGUAUAAAGAAGCAAAAUAUUCCACAAGUUUCUUAGAAAGUUAUAGUUAUCAAUUAUGGGAUCAUAUUCCAUCUCAUUCAGUUGAUCGAAUAUUAGCUGAAAAUUAUUUUCAAGAAUUUGGUGGUGAUACAGUUGAAUUAUAUCAACAGAAUAGUGGUUGUGUUUCCAAUACAACUUGGAUUGUUGAUGAAAUGCUUGAUUAUAUUCGAGAUCGUUUUCUAAUGAUGCGUCAAGGUGGUUGGUUUUCAAUUAAUAAUAUUGUUGAUGCACAUAGUGAAGAUGAAUUAAAUAAUUUUUCAGUUAUGGAUACAAAAUUUUCUCAUUUUCUUCUUCAAUUAAAUCAAUCAAAUGCAUUAGAUAAUACAAUUCUUAUUCUUCUUGGUGAUCAUGGAUUACAUCGACAUGAUUGGAAAGAAUUAUGGAGAGAAUUUGAUCAAAGAAAUCCUUUUCUUCAAAUAUUAAUUGGAAAAAAUAUCAAAGGAUCAAAAAAUAUUAUUAAACAUUUAAAAGCUAAUCGAAAUAAACUUGUCACUCAUGCCGAUAUUUAUUUAACUUUUGCCACAUUUUCUACUACAUCAUCAUCUCUAAUACCCCAUGCAGCAAUCAAUUUGUUUAAAGAAUAUAUACCAGAUAGUCGAACUUGUCAAACAGCAGAAAUUCCCGAUGAAUGGUGCAAUUGUUGGAUACCAAAAUCAUGUCCAAAAUUUUAA